GCCGUUUUCCUCAGCGCAGCCGGCGGGGAUGGAGGCGGCGGCGGGUGGCGGCGAAGGGCCGGGCUGCGGCUGCAAGGGGAUCCGCUCCUGCCUGCUCUGCGAGGGGCCCGCGCAGGCCGCUCCGCCCCCGCAGGGAGAAGAUAAUUUCACUUACUGUCCAGAAACAGGCCUAGCUAAAGGGAAUGAGCACUCGGCAUUUGCUGGCUGGGCAUUUCCAUUUCCAGGGGUGUUUCUGAAGGAGGAGUUCAUUAGCAAAGAUGAAGAAUCUGAGAUAGUUGAACUGAUGGAUCGAGAUGACUGGAAACCAUCACAGUCUGGCCGAAAGAAACAGGACUAUGGACCCAAAGUGAACUUCAAGAAACAAAGGCUGAAAGCUGGCAGCUUUACGGGUUUGCCAAGCUUCAGUAAAAAGAUUGUGGCACAAAUGAAGGCCUGCCCUGUGCUAGGAGGUUUCUUACCUGUCGAACAAUGUAAUCUGGACUACAUGCCUGAAAGAGGUUCUGCCAUCGACCCCCAUUUUGAUGACUGGUGGCUUUGGGGAGAGCGUCUUGUUAGCUUAAACUUGCUUUCAAAAACCGUGCUAUCCAUGUCUUGUGAUUCAGAGGACAGUAUCCAAUUAUUUCCCGCUUUCAGUAAAGAAAACGGGGAAUUAAGUCCCCCUGGAUCUUUUACACAGACGUCAGCGUGCAAGAAUUCAGGCGAAGAGGGAAUCAACUGCGUUUUAUCCCCAAGGCUUGUUCCAAGUAAAGAGGUGACUGUUGCCAUUCACUUACCCCAGAGGUCUCUGGUGGUGCUGUAUGGUGACGCACGGUACAAGUGGAAACACGCGAUUUACCGCAAGCAUAUAGAGCACCGCCGAAUCUGUGUCACGUUCAGGGAGCUGUCUGCAGAGUUCAGCGCCGGCGGAAGGCAAGAGAAACUGGGUAAAGAACUGCUAGAAAUAGCUCUUUCAUUUCGAGGAAGACCAGUGUGAUCAGCAAGAGGAAGCCAGAAUUGCAUUUUGUUAGGAAAUUUGAAAAAUAAAGCACAGAAUUUGUACAACUCAGUUUAUUUCUGACGCGUGCGUAAGGAACCGGGUGUGUACGGAGAUAAGCUCAAAUCAAAUGGAAAUUUAACAAACAGAAAUGAGAGAGUGCAAGGAAGGGGGGGGGCUGCUUGUUUGUUUGAAGACUGUCCUGGGCAAUGGGAGCUUUUAGGCGAAAGUCAGAGGUGAGCUGUUGUAUUCAUUAGCUUGUUGUAACAAAAUACAAAAAGCAAGUAGCCAGUUCUUAAACACUCAAAUUAAACCAAGAAAGAAACUUGGAAUCAUUGAACUGAGCUGCAUAUCAAAUGGCCCUUGGCAUACAUUCAGCCCAAGCCCUGCAGCAGAUUUUUAACCUUUCCUGGCCCGUUCUCGGUUCCCUCAUACCGCUUUUGGCGCUGCACUGUGCCGUAGGGACACAACUACCUUCUCACCCGCUUCAGAUAGGUCCUUUAGAGAGCAGCUCUCCAGGGGAGGAGGGUAAGCAAGCAUCCCCCCACAGAUAAUACAACACACUGAGAACUAAUUAAAGUAAUUAUCCUUUGCUGAAGAGUCAUGCUCUAACAGUGAGGAUUAAUCGUAAAUGCUGUGUGUGACCUAUAUCUUCUGGGACCCAAGAGCAGCAUUUGCAGAGGGGCGAUGCCGGCUCUGGUGCAGAGACAGCUUGGGCAGAGUUCAGCCCAAAGACCUGCACAGACUGUGUUAUUUCCUGAUCGUUUGUCAUCUCUGAACCCCGCUGUCAACUCUCAGUAGCAGGAGGCUGAUUUUU
Messenger RNA from Chroicocephalus ridibundus (black-headed gull), 1790 nucleotides. It is a transcript of the gene ALKBH4, whose product is annotated as alkB homolog 4, lysine demethylase. Gene Ontology annotation, cellular component: midbody; contractile ring. Gene Ontology annotation, biological process: actomyosin structure organization; protein demethylation. The record is from RefSeq and is a predicted model, not a curated record. The coding region runs from base 29 to 973 and encodes 314 amino acids. NCBI's taxonomy places the organism in Eukaryota, Metazoa, Chordata, Aves, Charadriiformes, Laridae. Gene Ontology annotation, molecular function: oxidoreductase activity; actin binding; demethylase activity. The transcript is spliced from 3 exons.